AUGUCAAUGUUCCACCCACUUCUGACGCGAGUAGGCAGAGACUCGGGAUUGUCCACCAGCCUCAGUUCAGCCUAUCAACUGUCUGAUUGGUCCAACCACUGGCCGGCUGACCGGCUGGCCGGUUGGCCGAUUGGCCGGUUGGCCGUCGAAGGGUUGACCGAUUCGGCAAGUCGCAGCGUCCAACUAUGCGGGAGAGUGGGCUUUCUCCGCUGGGCUCGGAUGUCCAUAAAGGCAUGGUUCGACGACUUAGUCGCGGUGUACAGACGAUAA
Messenger RNA from Protopolystoma xenopodis, 270 nucleotides. The record is from the annotation of a GenBank genome assembly. NCBI's taxonomy places the organism in Eukaryota, Metazoa, Platyhelminthes, Monogenea, Polystomatidea, Polystomatidae.